Candidozyma auris is the source of this 9357-nucleotide messenger RNA. It is a transcript of the gene VPS13, whose product is annotated as membrane morphogenesis protein VPS13. NCBI's taxonomy places the organism in Eukaryota, Fungi, Ascomycota, Pichiomycetes, Serinales, Metschnikowiaceae. The transcript has a single exon. Gene Ontology annotation, biological process: protein retention in Golgi apparatus; mitochondrion organization; late endosome to vacuole transport. Bases 1 to 9357 code for a protein of 3118 amino acids. Gene Ontology annotation, cellular component: extrinsic component of membrane. The record is from RefSeq and is a predicted model, not a curated record.
AUGUUUGAGUCCGUUGUGGCUACCUUACUCAAUCGGUUUCUUGGCUCGUAUAUCGAGAACUUCGAUACCAAACAACUCAAUAUUGGUAUAUGGUCUGGUGACGUGCGACUCAAGAACCUUAGACUCAAAAAGGAGUCCCUAGACAAGUUCAAGUUGCCUGUUGAUGUGAAGUUUGGCCAUUUGGGAGAGCUUACUUUGCAGAUACCAUGGUCAAACUUGAAAGGAAAACCAGUUAAAGUCAUCAUCGAGGAUGUCUACCUUCUUGCUUCUCCCAUCAUCAUCAAUGAAUUUGAUCCAGACGAGGACGCUGCAAGAGAGCAGAAACUCAAGCAAGAAAAAUUGCAAGAUUUAGAAGCCUUGCAGAGCGCAUUGACAUCUAAUAUGGGUGCUGCCGGCGGCAAAAACGAGGGUGCUUCCAAUGAGUCCUUCACGGAAAGCUUGGUCACCAAGAUUGUUGACAACUUGCAAGUCACCAUCAAACACAUCCACAUUCGUUACGAGGAUGAGGGUGUGUUGACAGAGAGCCCUUAUGCAUUGGGUCUCACCCUCGAGGAAUUGUCUGCUGUGUCUACAGACCUAAAUUGGAAUCCUAGCUUCAUUUCCAUUACACAAAGCCUCACAAGAAAGUUGCUCAUGCUCAAGAACUUUUCCUGUUACAUGAACACCGAAAUGAUCUCAAUCCUAUCAGAAAAUCCAGAUGAAGUUCUCGCGGCUUUGAAAGCAUCAUUUGUAUCGGACUCAAAGCAGCAGCACCAGCACCUUCUCAAACCUGUGUCAGGUGAGGGAAGACUUACGGUGUACAAGACAGGUGCCACAGAGUCACAUCCGCAUGUCAAUACCGAAUUGUAUUUUGACGAGUUCGGCAUCGAGUUCGAUAGCAGCCAGUACAGAGAUAUAUUGUGGACUGCUUCGAGGCUCCAUUGGUACCAGAAGACCUGGAAGUUUCGCAAAUAUAGACCACGGGUGCCCGUGGAUGAAGACCCUAAGCAAUGGUUUAGAUACACAAUCAAGAGUAUUCUUGGGGAAAUUCACGAACGUAACUACAAAUGGAGCUGGGAAUAUUUCAAAAAGAGAAGAGAUCAAAGAAAGAGAUACAUUGUUCUCUGGAAGAGCAAGCUUCUCAAAAAGAAUCUCUCCGAAGCUGAUAACAUAUCGUUCGAAAAGUUGGAAUGGGACCUUCCUUAUGAAGAUAUUCGGUUCUACCGUUCUCUUGCAAGAAGCGAGAUCAAGAAAGAGAACUUGUCAGCACCACCUUCUACACCACAAAAAUCAUCUGGUGGCGGCUGGAUUUCUUCAUGGUGGUACGGCAACAAGGCCAAGGAAACUAUGGAGGCUCCGUCUGAAGAAGGUGGCUUGAACGUAACCUUGACAGACGAACAACGGAAAGCACUUUAUGAUACCAUUGACUUCAACGAGGACAACAUGCUUCGCGACGCUGUCAGUAUUCCACGCGACAGAACUACUGUCGAGGUUUUCAUGACCGUCAAGAAGGCAGGAAUAUCACUUAAGCCAAAGAAGCUUGGUUCUAAUCUAGCGGAGGUCAUUGUGGAGGGCUGCCAGACUCAAUUCUACCAAAGACCAGAUUCAUUCCUAGCCAAUUUCCAAAUGCAAGAACUCAAGGUCGAGGAUGGUACUUCCAAAACGUUAUACAAACAUAUCGUCAGCGUCAAACAUGUCCAUUCUGACCUUCACUCAUCCAAUGAGUCGUUCUUUGAUGCUUCUUCUUCCCUUGACUCAAAUAAAGCCAAUCCUUUUUUCAAGGUUUCUUUUGAGAACAAUCCUUUGGACGGUAGCGCUGAUUCAGUCCUUCUUGCGAAAUUGAACUCGAUGACAAUCUUCUACAACGCAUUCUUUAUCGAGGAGAUUAUAAAGUUUUUCAAGCCGCCAAAAAUCCAUCUUGAUACGAUCGGAGCCAUCAUGAAUGCUGCAGAGGCUACCAUGGAAGGACUCACAACACAAACGAGACUUGGUCUUCAAUAUGCUUUAGAAGAGCACAAGACCGUCAACGUCAAGCUCGACCUUCAAGCUCCUUUAAUUAUCUUACCCCUCGACCCUACGAGUUGGAAAUCGCCAGUCGCUAUCUUAGAUGCUGGUCAUCUCAGUGUUACUAGUAAUUUAGUCGAUAAAGCGACUAUAGAAGAAAUCAAAGCAAAAGAGAAUUAUGACAAUGAAGAUUGGGGAAAACUCAAGACGCUCAUGUAUGAUCAAUUUAACCUUCAUCUUCAGGAUGCACAAUUUUUGGUGGGCUCCACUAUCAAGGACACAAUGGAGCAACUUCAUGCGGAGACUUCUAAGCAAUCAGCUGUGAUGUUAAACAAUCUCGACAUCAAGCUCAAUUUGGGAAUAUCAAUCAUUCCUGAGGCUACAAACUUAGCCCGUUUCAAGGUUGGUGGCGAAAUUCCACGCAUACACGUUGCCAUGAAUGACUUCCAAUACAAGACCGUCAUGAAGCUCAUUGAUACGCUCAUCCCCGAUUUGGAUGGUUUAGAAGGGGAUGACAAUAGUGUCUUUCAUGCGUUUGGCCAGGGUAACGAUCAAUAUAAACUUGAGGACGUUGAAGACCCCGUUAACACACUUACAAAUCAAAGAAGGUCAGAUAACCAGCAGCAUAUGUUCGAAAUGGACUUUAUGGUUGGACGGGUUGAGCUAUCACUCUCAAGAUGCACAAAUGCGAUAACUCUAGAAGCUGAUCCUUUCCUCGAUCUCGUCGGAGACACGUUGAACUUCGCAUUCUACAAGACUGAUAACGACAUGCAUCUUGACAUGACGCUUAUUGACAUUGAUGUUAUCGACCAUAUUGAAAACUCUGGCGUCGCUGAGUUUGAAAAGUUGAUUUCAUCGAGGAAUUUUACUGAGACAGAAGCUAUAACUCGUAAGAAAAAGGAACUUUUCAAAGUUGAUCUCACAAGAACUCAAAGAAUAGUCGAGUUCAAGGGUAAUGAGAUUGAAGUAUUUGACUUGGAUGUUGUGGUAGACAUGUCUGCUGUGAAGUGCGUUGUCUCGAGAAUGUCGUAUUUGAGUAUUCUCAACUUCAUGCUCAACACCUUUACUGAUCCGAACGCAGAGGAAACUCCCGCUGAUACUUUGAAGCAUAACGACUACAGAGAUGAUAGUAUUGCACCACAAAAGAUAAAUGUCAAGGUCAACCUCGAUAGUAUCAUUGUGGUUCUCAACGAGGAUGAUCUCAAAUUGGCAACCUUGCAAUUGAGUACUGCAAAUGUCAGAGUGUUCGUGCUUCCAGAAGCUUUGGAAGUAAACGGCUCUUUAGGCGCACUUUCGUUACACGAUGAGUCAAAUCAGGGCUCCCCAAGGGAUUCGAUCUUCCGAAACUUAAUCAGUAUCGAAGGUGACAAUUUGGCAGAGUUCACUUACAAAGCUUUUGACCCUGCAGCUAAUGAAGAACCCUUUGAUAGCUACAUCGAACUAGUUACGGGAUCUUCCACAAUCAAUUUUGCGGAAGAUACUUUCGGAAAAAUAAUCAAUUACCUAAACAGGUUUGCUAAGAUGAAAGCCAUUUAUGAUAAAGCUCGUGAUGCGGCCAUAAACCAAGCAAACCAAAUAGAUGAUGCCAAUAAAAUGAAGAUCAAUGUCUUGAUUAGGGCACCAACGGUGCGCCUUCCCAAGUUGAUUGAUGCCUCGAGAGAAGAUUAUGAUGUCAUUAUAGCUGAGCUUGGUGAGCUUUACCUCAAAAAUGACUUCAUCUCUAGAGAUGACCUAACCUAUAACGUUAUGAAUGCUGGACUCAGAAAUACCCGUGUCACAUCAAUUUUUCAUCUUGGCGACAUAGUGCAGAAGAGUCAAAUGGUGGAUAACCUUGACAUCAGUUUUGACAUCGAUUACCUUGAGGACUUCCACGAGAAUAUACCUACUUUUAGAAUCAUUGGGAAUUUGCCUGAGCUUAAUUUUCACCUCUCCGAGAUUCAGUUGAACUACCUAUACAACCUACAAAACAAGCUCGGAGUCGUCUUCACCUCCCCAGGUGAGGAGAGUUCCAUGGAGGCUAUCGAAGCUGAUGCUCAGAACGCAAACGCUUUAAUGGCCCAUGAUACCUCAAUGCAUAGAGCUAAGAAUGCACAGAAAAUCACAAACCAGCCUGUCAACAAGCCAGACUUGGGGUCGCCACCGACAUCCGUGUCGUCCAAUCAUAUCAAGUUCGAUGUUGCGUUAAGAAUACCCCGAAUAUCAUUAACGAUCUACAAUAGGACUGCAAUUGUUUCUAACAUCGAUGAAAAAAGGCUCACUUCUCUCGCAUUGAAUGACUUGCGAUUGAAUUUUGUUAUGAAGGAUGACGAGAAUUUUACAUCUGAUCUCAUAGUCAACGCAUUCACUAUAAGCGAUGUACGCAACAAUUCAAAAAAUAAAUUUACAGAGGUUGUUCCCCCAGUGCAAGGCGAGAAGGAUCAGUUCAAGUUGAACGCUUCAACAGGCUCUACUGGUGUUGGAGAUAAGAAGACUACAACUGUCAUGUUGACAGUCGAAGAGCCUCUGGUAAUUUUGGCUCUCGACUUUUUGUUCGAGUUACAAGCGUUUGCUAACAAAGGCUUACAAUUAGAGAGUAUACUGCAAGAUUUGGUGGACGACGAAGACGAAGAGCAACGCCAACGUUCUAUCGGCGAAUGCUCAUCUCAUGAGGAGAAUGUGGAGCCUCCUAAUGCUAUUACAUCGUCAGUUGGCUUUUCGGUCAACAUAUUGAAGCCAUCUGUGAUUCUUCUUGCUGAUUCCACAGCUGCCGAUUCAGAGGCUUUCGUGUUCAAGAUCGAGCAAGUUCUCAUAACGAGUCAAAACAUCAUAUCAUUGGCAGCUGACAGUGUUGGGUUGUUUGUUAAGAAAAUGGAUGAUGUUGAAAAGAGACUUCGUAUCAUUGACGACUUCUCGAUUUCUUUUGCUUUGGACAGCAGAGGUUCUACUGACACAUCAUUCCUCACAAACAUCCAAUUAUCCAUAGACCCCUUGCUCAUGAGACUUUCGUUGCGUGAAAUAAGACUUGCGUUGAGAAUUGCUAAUAAAGCCAGUGAACUCUACGAAGAAGCCAUGGGAACCUCUGUCAAGUCUUCUGAACCUGAAUUUAGCAUCUCUGAUGACUUCAAGAGGAGACUCUCUCAAUAUGCCCCUAGUGUUGUCUCUAGAUUUUCUAAUGAGUCGGCAAAGAGAAGGAGACGUUCAGUCAGCAACGAGGUCAUCAUUAAGGGCGAAGAGUUCAACGCAUCCUUCGGUGGUGCACGAUUUGUUCUUAUCGGUGAUGUACAUGAGCUUCCCGUUCUUGAUGCUAAUAUGAAACCAUUUGAAACCAAAGUGUUGAAUUGGUCCACAGAUUUGAGUGCUGAGUGUCACUUUGAGCCUUACGUCAACAUAUACAAUUAUGCUAAAUCGACUUGGGAGCCUCUUGUGGAACCGUGGCCAGUAUCAGUGUAUGCCCACAAGACUCUCAUUCCGAAGCCAAGCAUAAUCGUUGAUGUAGUAUCCAGAACAAUGGCUCAGAUUACAGUAUCAUCUAGAUCAGUUGCAUUGCUUUCUCAGGUCUUUUCGUCGAUCAGUCCUGAUGGGGAAGGAAAGUCGCGUGAUGAAAUUGCACCAUACAUCAUUUUGAAUGAAACUGGGCUUGACUUGGAGGUUUGGACUGAUAGAGGUGAGGAGCUGAAUCGCAGGGUGACAUUAGUGAAAAAUAACGAAAAGAUACCUUGGGCUUUUGAGGACUGGAGAGUUAUUCGUGAACAAUUGGAUACAGAUAAUGAGAAGGAUAACUUGGGCUUGAGAUUCCUUGAGUCGUCCUACGAACCGGUGCGGAGAAUCAACGCUGCAGGCGUGGGCGAACAGAUAUUCAUGCUCAAUCCACCUAUUGAUGACGUCCAUAAUAGACUCGCAGCUGAGAUAGUUCUUGGAGAUGAUAACGUCAAAACCAUCAUAUUACGUUCUACCUUCAAAGUCAAGAAUGAUUCGGAAUCUGAUAUCAUAGUGAAAAUCGCAGAUGCAAAGAAAGGUAUCGAUUCGGAGAUUCGUGUCGCCGCAAAUGAAAUUCGAUCUCUUCCUAUCAAUGCCGUCUUUUGGGGUAGCUUGAAAAUCAAACCUCAUCUAGAGACCAACUUCAAUUGGUCGAAUGAAACCUUGCACUGGAAGGAUCUCAUGCACCAUGGAAGUGCCAUUUCGUGCUCAUCUAUUGGCAGCGGAGCAAGCUCCACAUUCUACUUCCAAGCUGAAGUCAAGUUUGACAAAGAAGAGCCUCUCGCAAGAGUAUAUCCACAUAUGACUUUGGUGAUAUCAGCUCCUCUUGAAAUCGAGAAUCUCAUGCCUUUCGAUUUCAACUUCAGAUUGUACGAUAAGAGUAGUAAGAAGGAUUGGAGUGGAACAGUGAAGAAGGGACAGAGCACCUUCGUCCAUGUUGUGACCUUGGAAGCAUUGCUAUUGAUGAGCGUCGAACCUCUCAACUGCGGAUUCGAGAAGUCAGAAUUUGCGAUAAUCAAUUCGACAAAGAGAAGUGAGUUUAAGCGAGAAACGCUUAUCAAUACGAGAAGCAAUGCGGGUAGAAAUGUGCAGCUCAAAAUGUAUUAUCCAAAGGAUAAAGUGAAGACCAACUUGAAGGUUGCAGUCUACAGUCCUUACAUAAUUCUCAAUAGGACCGGACAGAACUUGACGGUCUUAGAUAAAGCGAGCCGCUUUAAUGUUUUGGAGUCGUCGAAGGCCUUGAAUAAUCUUCCACAUAUGUUCUCUUUUGAUAGAGAUGGGGAGAGGCUGAAUAGAGCUCUCGUGAAGAUUUCGGACUCUGUCUGGUCUGCUCCAAUUUCCUUUGAUGCCAUCGGGCAAACUAUAGGUUUACUGGUCCAACUUAACAACAAGCAAACUGAAAUGAACUUUGGAGUUUCCCUCGGAGAAGGAGAGGGAAAAUAUAAGCUCACAAAGGUGGUGACAUUCUCGCCUCGAUACGUCAUAAAGAAUACACUUUCGGAACCACUUUCACUCGUUGAGAAUGGCUCUACAAAGCAAUUACUGCUCGAAUCUGGACAACUGAUGCCCCUUUAUAACCUCCAUCGUAUCGACAAAAAAAGUAUCAUGUUAAAGUUUGAGAAAGGAGGAAAGGGAUGGUCAUCUCCGUUUGCAAUUGAUGAUAUUGGCCAAAUAUACUUGAAAAUCCAAAAAGAAGGCCAGGGGCAGUCACUUUUGAAGGUCAACAUCAUGACGGAGAAUGCAACAAUCUUCAUCCUGGUAGAGAAUGCAAAUAACCAGUGGCCGUAUUCCAUCAGGAACUUCACCGAUAAUGAGCUCUACAUCUAUCAGGCAAACCCUAACAUUGACUCAAAUGGCGAGGUUGUCAAACGAGACUCUAUUUACAAACCAAUCUACUACAAGAUUCCGGCAAAAAGUGUCAUGCCCUAUGCGUAUGACUAUCCGAAUGCUGUUGUCAAAGAGCUCAUAAUCAGAGUUCGUGGCCGUGAACGAGCCAUAAACCUCGCUGAGAUCGGUAAUCUUAAACCUUUCAGACUACCCGCAACCGAAAGAGACGAUCAGAAAAUUCUCGAUCUCAAUGUAGUCGCAGAUGGACCCACUCAGUCUUUAGUCAUCUCCGACUACGACCCUGGAAUGAGCUUGUAUAAAUUGCGAAAGGCAGAAACUAACUCAACCGUCAACGAAUCCAAGCAACAGUUUGAAGUGGAUGAGGUUGAUGACAAUUACUACACGAAGAUCGUGGCACGUUUCGAGGGUAUUGGUGUCUCUUUAAUCAACACUAGAUGCCAGGAGUUAUGUUACAUAACACUCAGAGGAAUUGAGCUAAGGUAUAACGAGUCAGACUUGUAUCAGAACGUCAGUGCGAAGUUGAAAUGGAUUCAAAUCGAUAACCAGCUUUACGGAGGUAUCUUCCCAAUAAUUCUUUAUCCAACCAUAGUUCCGAAGUCUGGGAAAGAAAUGAAUAGUCAUCCGUCGUUCUCUGGUUCUAUCUGUAAGGUGAAGGACGAGUCUCAUGGCGUGGUCUUUAUCAAAUACGCUACAGUAUUACUUCAAGAGAUGACCAUGGAGCUUGAUGAAGAUUUCUUAUUUGCCUUACUCGAGUUCUCUAAAUUCCCGGGUGCAAGCUGGAAUAAUCUCAACGAAGACAAGCUUUGCGAUGAUAAUCUUGAGAUUCCAGAGCCUACGAAGUUGUCUGAUGCCAGUGAUAUCUACUUCGAAGCCUUGCAUUUGCAGCCAACUCUGACACACUUGUCAUUUGUUCGAACUGAGAGAGUGAAUGUUGAGGAUAGAACAUCGUCGCAAAAUACCAUCAUGUUCUUUGUAAACAUCCUCACAAUGGCAAUUGGCAACAUCAAUGAUGCACCUAUCAAUUUGAAUGCCUUAUUCAUUGAAAAUAUCAGGGUUCCGAUUCCAAUUUUGCUUGAGUCCAUUCAAAAGCACUAUGGUCAAUCUUUCUUCUAUCAAUUGCACAAGAUCUUGGGCUCGGCUGACUUUUUGGGUAACCCAGUCGGUCUUUUUAAUAACAUUUCCUCUGGUGUUCUCGACAUCUUUUAUGAACCAUACCAAGGAUUCGUUAUCAACGACCGACCACAAGAGUUGGGUAUAGGCAUUGCAAAAGGAGGUCUCAGCUUCCUUAAAAAAUCAGUCUUUGGAUUCUCAGACUCUUUCGCCAAGGUCACUGGAUCCAUCGCCAAGGGAUUGUCUGUUGCCACUAUGGAUAAGGCUUUUCAGGAGCGAAGAAGGCUCAACCAACGCAGAAACAAGCCUAAGCAUGCCUUGUACGGAUUUUCGUCUGGUGCAAGUUCGUUCUUUGAGUCAAUCUCUUCCGGUGUGACCGGAAUUGCAACCGCUCCAGCGGAGGGAGCAGCUACUGGAGGAGCCAAUGGGUUCUUCAAGGGACUCGGUAAAGGUGUCGUGGGUCUUCCUACCAAGACCGCUAUUGGACUCUUCGAUCUUGCUUCCAAUGUUGGUGAAGGUAUCAGAAACACCACCACUGUGUUUGAUGCUGAUGGCUUAGAAAAGGUUCGUCUUCCUAGGUAUGUCUCGCACGACGAAGUCAUUAGACCGUACUCUCUAAGAGAGGCGCAAGGCCAAUACUGGCUCAAGUCUAUAGAGGGAGGACGCUUCUUCAGUGAUACAUAUUUGGCGCAUUUGCUUUUGUCAGGAGAAGAGAAGGCUAUUGUUAUCACAUUCAAGAGGAUGAUUCUUUUCUCGAUCGACACUUUGAAAGUCAUUUGGGUGGCUAACUUUGAUCAAGUGAAGGCGAUCACAUUGGAGCCUACAGGAAUUCAUGUUAAACUCAAGACGAAAGAGGGACCUUUUGUGCCCAUUCCUGAGAAGAAUAACAGGGAGUUUUUGUAUGGAAAACUUCGUGUUGCAGUUGAUAAGUUCAACCAGCACGCCAAGGUAAUUCAGUGA